AUGAAUAAUAAUACUAAUGAUGGUGUAUCUAAUUGUACUUCAGACAAGUUAAUUUCACCAACUUAUUCUUUAGCUUCAAAUUUCUUAUCACUUCACUCCCCCAACAGUAUUAAUAAUAAUAUUAGUAGCAAUAGUAAUAAUAAUAAUACUAUUAACCAUAAUACCAACAAUCAUUCACGUAAUUCUUUUCUUCGACCAACAUCAAGAAUAUCACCUGAACCAAUGCUUGUUGGAUCAGCUGCCAGUCCACCAUCUUCAUCGGCUACACCGACUUUUUUAUCUCCUAAUCAACCGAAUCCUGUCGGUGGCAGUGGGGGUGGUGAUUUUUACCCAUCAACUGAAAGUACAACUUCACCAAAUUCUGUCCUGUUAAAUGGGUGUACAAAUCUUCGUACAUCACCGAAUAUAACUCAAACAGCUGUAAAUUUAUCAAAUGAAAAUCAAUCCUGGGAACCGUGUAAAGUUUGUGGAGAUAAGGCUUCAGGACGACAUUAUGGUGUUGUAUCCUGUGAAGGAUGUAAAGGAUUUUUUAAACGUUCAAUCCGUGGACAUGUUAGUUAUGUAUGUCGUAGUGAACAAAAUUGUCUUGUAAAUAAAGCCUAUCGUAAUCGUUGUCAGUAUUGUAGACUACAAAAGUGUUUAGCUGUUGGUAUGCGUUCAGAAGCUGUACAAAAUGAACGUCGACCGACAAAUACAUUUGCUUUAAAUUUUAUGACUGAUAAUAAUAAUAAUAAUAAUAAUUCAAGUAAUUCGAACACUACACCUACAACUACAGGUGGAGGAAAUAUAAACGGCAGAGUUUCACCGAAUUUCACUACCUCUUGUACUACUAAUACUUCCACUACUAAUGUUAAUGUUAAUAGUAAUACCUCAAAUGGAGGCAUAACUAGCCUUCCAUUGAAUACAAAUGCCUGUAAUACUUCACCACAAUCUCAGCAUAUAUUAUACAAACCGGAACAUAAUUCAGAAGAGAACGAAGAUGAAAUUUAUGGUCAUAAUAACAACAAUAAUAAUAAUAAUAAUUCGAAAUUGAUGACACAGAAACCUGAAGAUAACCAAUUAUCAUCAAGAAAUUCCCCAUCUUGUUCUUCUUCUUAUCGUUCUUCAAUACUACCGACUACAACAUCUAUUAUGGGUGAAAUUUUAUCAUCAAAACAUGUGAAUGAUAAUCUCUUGUCUGGAGGAAAUAAAAAUUCUACUUUAAGUGAUAUCUCAUCAUCAUCAUCGGCGUCGUCAGCGUCGGCAUCAUCUACAGCUUCUGAAAUGAAUGACACCAAUCAUUCAUCCUACCUACAUCAUCAAGAUAUUAAGUCUGGUGUCAUCUCAAAGUCAACAUCUGGAUUGUGUACUGCUGUCUCACCACAAAGUAGUGGAACACAUUCUCUGGGUGUACUACAAUCACCGCAAUCAUCUCCUGUUAUUCCGCUGACUACUUCCAGUCAUCAACGUUCAACAGCUGUCAUGAUGAGUAGUAGUAAUAAUAGUAAUAAUAUUAACAACAAUCAUAACACAUCUCUUCCUAAUAAUCUAUCUACGUAUCCCAGUGGAUUGGAAGAUUGUCUUACAGCUAGUCUAAGAGAUUCAGACUAUGCCAGUACAAUUCCUAAUCGACCUAUCAAUAGAAAUACUCUUCUCAGUUCACAGCUUGCUGAUAUGCCUGAUAAUAACAAUACUACUACUACUUCCAAUAAAGUAAGUGCAACACAAGAAAUGUAUGCUCCAAUAAUGACACCUUUCUCCAAUUCAAUUGGUUUAUCCUCAAUACCUCUGCCUAAUCAACAAGAGUCUAUUCCAUUGUUCACUAGUAGUGAUGAUACUACAGUUGGUGGAUUGAAUUUGAAUGAAUUAACUAAAUUGGCAUUGAGUAACAUGAAUUCCUUACCGUCAUCAUCAGCAUCAUCAUCAUUAUCCAGUCAACAAGAACGUAGUUUAGCUGCCCUAUACACUUAUUGGUUGGCAGCAACUGCAGCAGCUAGUAGUAGUGGUGCCUUGAAUUCUUCACAACCUCUACAACCAAUACAACCACAACACCAACAACAGUCAUCUGAACAUACCCAACAACAAACUUUGACUACUUCACCUCUUUUAUCUGCAUCUAAACAGAAUUGUAAUUUAUUAGAUAUGAAAAGAUCAUUAUCAUCACCGAAAACUUUGCCAUCUUUGACAAUGAUCCCUACAAUCACCACCAAUCCUACAAUAUCUAGUUCAAGCCAUCAAAAUAUCACAUCUCAUUUUAAUGUAAAUUCAAAUACUGAAAGUUUAUUUGGACAACAACAACAGCAGCACCAACAACAGUGUAGUUUAGAAAAUCAAUUAUUGAUCAAUGGAUUGAAUCAACAGCAGUCGAAAUCCUCCUCAUCAUUACCAGCGUCAUCAUCAUCAUUAUUGUCUAUGUCAAAUAGUCAAACAGAUGCUUUGAAUGCUUUGAUGGCACUUAUGCUCGGUUCGUCAUCAUCAUUAUCAUCGUCCGGAUCAGAAAAUAUUAUUAGUGGAUUGAAUAGCUUUCAUACUCUUGCAGAUGUAGUCAAUUCAGCUGUACAAUUGAAGCCACCGAUACAAUCACAGCCAUCAUCAUCAACUCUUCAACGACAUUUACAACAACAACAGCAACAACAACAACAACACCAACAAUCUCCUUUUCUUACACAUCAUUCUAAUCAAUAUAAUUCGUUGAAUCCUCCAGUUCAGCCAUCGCUAUCAUCGUCUACUUCACCGAAUAAUAUUGCCUAUGAUUUGCCUAUACCGUCGACAUCAUCCUCGUGUUUAGCAGCAUCGUUAUUUGGUCUCACUAAUAAUAAUAAUAUUACUUCUACUACUACUACUACUAAUAAUAAAGCUACUCCAACUACUACCAUUAGUAAUAAUAGUAAUAAUAUUAGUAAUAACAAUAAUAUACCAAUUAUCCCAGUCCCUCCACCAAUCAAAUCAACCAAUUUAAUUCAAUUAUUAUGCAAGCGUACCUCGAACAGUGAAACAAAUACUCUAAUUGAUAAUGAUAAUAAAAAUGGUUGUAGUGGCAAUAAUGUUAUCAUGACUACUAAUGCUUCUUCUAUAAAGAGAAGACGUAGCAGUAAUAGUAGUAAUAGUAAUAGUACUGUUAAUAAUAAUAUAGAAGAUAAUGUAUCAGAAUCUGGUGAACCAAGCGAUAACAUAGAUCGUGAUGUUAACGGUUAUUCAACAACUGUGAUGAAAAAGUAUGAACAUACCUCGAGUGGUGGUGUUGGUAGCUGUGAAAGCGAGUCAAUCGAUAAAUCACCUAUGAAAGAUGAAACUACAACAUGGACAAGAAGUCGUAAGCGAAAAAUGCCCUAUUCCUAUACUUCGGACAAUGUUGUAAGAUCAAUUCGUCGACGAACUCAAAAUAGCAGUAAUAAUAAUGAUAGUAAUAUUACUGAUGGUGCUGGUGAUAAUCCAGUAAUGCCUAAUGCUGAUAAUUCUAAUUCUAAUGUUGGCAUAAAUCAUCCUUCAGGAAUAACAGAUACAACAAAUGAAAUACACGACGAUAUUCAUGGUAAUACUACUACUAGUAAUAAUGAUAUUGGUGCUGGUGGUGAAGACAGAUCAACAGAAUCAACCUCUGAGUGUUGUACUAAAUCACCGGAUAAUUCUAGACCGAAUACACCUUUAGUUGGUCCUGUUCUACUGAAUUCAAUGUUUGAUUUAAAUGCUGAAGUUUUUAAACCAUGUCAAGAUAAUGAAAACAACAACAACAAUAAUCGAUCGCUUAGUAUAUCAAGUGAAUUAGCUUCACGUGUUCUAUUUUUAACUGUAGACUGGUUACGUCGAUUUGAUGGUUUGAAACGGUUACCAAUUGGAGCUCAACGUGAUUUGGUAGCUAUUUCUUGGUCUGACCUUUUUGUACUUGGAUUAUGUCAAGCAGCUGAUCAAAUUAAUCGUGGUCAAUCACGUCAGGAAUUAAAUGACUCACAAAAUGAUAAUAAUACUGGAAAAGUAAAUGUAACAAAAGUUUUUGGAAGACAACAAACAGCUUCACCGUGUCCUUCUUCUACUGCAACUGCAACAAGUUCUUCUAUGAAAUCCAGUAAUAACGUGGACUCAUCAACAGUAUAUAUUUCACCAAUGCUAGAAUCUAUAGAUAUGCCAUAUUUGAAACCGAGUUCUUCAUCUUUAGCUGUGAUAGAAUUAGUUGAACAAUUAAUGAAACAAUUCACUGGAGCUGAAAUUGACGCGCAGGAAUAUACUUAUUUAAGGUGUAUGGUUAUACUUAGCUCUGGACGUCUUUGUAUCAAUGCAAGAGAUGCAAAUUUAGCCAAACAAAUUACUGAGAUGGAAUCACGUGUAUUGAGUGAAUUUUCUGAUUUCUUGUCAACACGCGCAGCAACAGCUUCCUCCUCAUCAAAUCCUACUGGUUCUCAAUCAUCAUCAUCACUGAGUAGAAAAAAGAUGACAAAAAAUGUUAUUAAAAGAGUUCUUAUCCUAACACAAUUAUUAUCAACACUUCGUUAUUUAGAUCCAAAAGAUUUAGAAGAGGCAUUCUUUUCAAAUUUACUUGGCUCAGUAUCAAUCGCUCAAAUUCUUCCAUAUCUGUUGGAAUCAAAUGAUCUAUUCAUUCAAAGUCAAUUAGUAUUGAAUUCAUACCAGUCAGAUGAUACUACUACUACUACCAAUCGCCUUGCCUCCAAGCCCGGUAUAAACUGUGUAAAAUCUAUGAAUGAUGAACAAGUUAUAAAAUCUGGAUCAGAAGUUGAUCUAGCAAAAAAUUUCAUUGAUGAUUCAUUUCAAAAUCGUAUAUUGGAGAGAAAUGAUGAACCACUUGUCUUGUCGUUGUCACAUACAAACCAGACAACAACAACAACGCCGCCACCACCACCAAGAAGCAGAUCAGCCUCAUCUGAGAUAAUCACACCUAUUGAAUUAAAAGACCAAAAUAUUGAACGAACAACACACAGUGUACCACUUUUAAAUAAUGAAAGUAAUGAUGCCGUAUAA
Molecule: messenger RNA, 4950 nt
Organism: Trichobilharzia regenti
Lineage: Eukaryota; Metazoa; Platyhelminthes; Trematoda; Strigeidida; Schistosomatidae
Source: the annotation of a GenBank genome assembly